This is a messenger RNA of Striga hermonthica, 1371 nucleotides long. Lineage: Eukaryota; Viridiplantae; Streptophyta; Magnoliopsida; Lamiales; Orobanchaceae. The record is from the annotation of a GenBank genome assembly.
AUGGAAAAUUUCGAGUUGGUGUUCAUCCCCUCUCCCGGGCUGAGCCACCUCGUCUCCACAGUCGAGGCCGCCAAGCUCCUCCUCAACCGGGACCCACGCCUCUCUGUCACCAUCCUCAUCAUGAAGCUCCCGACCGACCAAACCGUCGACAAAUACACCCGAACCACCCUCAUCACCGCACCCCGCCUCACCAUAACCCACCUCCCGAACCACGACUUCGCGCCCACCCCCGACCGCAUACCCAUGAUUGACUUUAUCAACACCCGCGGGCCCCACGUCAAGGAAGCCGUCUCGGGCCUCAUAUCCCAGCGGGUCGGGCAAACGGGCUCCCGUGUCGCGGGCCUCAUCCUCGACAUGUUCUGCACCGUCUUCACCGAUAUCGGAGACGAGCUCGGCCUCCCGUCUUACGUCUUCUUCACAUCGGGCGCGUCUGCACUCGGCCUCUUCAACUACCUCGUCUCCCUUAAAUUUGAGAAAGGCGAAGACCUCACCAGGUACAAGGACUCGAUCCUCGACCUGCCUGUCCCCUGCUUUGCGAGCCCUGUUCCGGCUAAAGUGCUGCCCGCCAAUAUCGUCUCCGGCGGCCCGGUUUCCUCAACUGCCCUCAGCUACUUCAAGAGAGUUGCGGACACGAAGGGGGUCAUGGUCAACACGUUUGAAGGGCUCGAGCCCUUCGCUCUCGAGUCCCUAAAAAACGACGGGAAGAUGCCCAGGGUGUACCCGGUGGGCCCGGUGCUGAACGUGGAGAAUCAAACCCUAGAGGGCGAGUUGAAGGAGUGGCUCGACGGGCAGCCGGACGGGUCGGUGGUGUUCCUCUGCUUCGGGACGAGGGGGAGCUUCGACCGGGCCCAGGUGGCGGAGAUUGCGGCGGGCUUGGAACGUAGUGGGACCAGAUUCCUUUGGUCGCUGAGGAAGCCCGGCGGGGUUUUCGUGCCCCCGACCGAGGUGAUCGGGUGGGCCUCACAGGUGGCGGUGCUGGCCCACGUGGCGGUUGGAGGUUUUGUGUCGCACUGUGGUUGGAACUCGACGCUCGAGAGCGUGUGGGCCGGAGUUCCCAUGGCCACGUUCCCAUUGUACGCGGAGCAGCAGAUGAACGCGUUUUUGCUGGUGAGGGAGCUCGGGAUUGCGGAGCCGAUUAGAAUAGAUUAUAGGAAGGAUUUUUUUUCCGAGGAGGGCACGUCGCCGGAGAAUAUUGUGGGGGCGGAGGAGAUAGAGGCGGUGGUAAGGCGACUGAUGGCAGCCGAUGGUGGUGGGAUUAGGGAGAAGGUGAGAGAAAUGCAAGAGAAAAGCAGGGCAACUGUGGAGAAAGGCGGGUCAUCUUAUAAUGCUAUAACCAGCUAUAUUGAGGAUGUUAUUAGGAAUAUUAGUUAG